AUGUCGUGGAUUGUCGUUGAUGACAGCGCGAAGGGGAGCAUCGGCUCCUCCACCGCCACACUCCGCGGCACACACCGCGCCUCCUCAAUGCGCAGCAGGAGCAGUACCGCGACUGCAUCCACAGCAUCGGCAAUGCACAUUGGCAGUGCGGCGCAGAAGCAGCAGCAGCGGCGGAGAGCCAGCAGCAACACCAGGAAUGGUGCAAGUGGGAAUGGCAGCAGGCACGUGGAUGCAUCGAAGCGGUUGUUGGGCAGUGGAGGGCGAAAAGUCAGCAGAAGAAAACACACGCAUGCCGUUCAGGCCUCAAAUGAGGCCUCACACGCAGAUGACGCACCACAGCAGCAGUAUUUAGGCGUAAAGACUGAAGAAAUGGAGUUGCUGCAGCACGCCCUUGAUGGGGCAUGGGGUAAAUUUGGUGAGGCUCGGGUACUAACGCAGCAGAGAUGCUUCCAAGAUGCAUGGAAGGCGCUCAUGGAGGCAAAGCAGCUCAUUGAUCGAGCUGCGGGCUCCAGCUGCUGUAUCACUCGCCACUACCAGGCGCUGGUACAACUCGGCCACGAACUCAAUGCAGCUACUCAGUCGUGGCUGCUGCGAGAGCAACCGGGUCAGGAGCAGGCGCCGACGAAGCCUGCCAUGGCGUACAGCUCCCUCGCAUCUGAGACCACACGCGCUCCACCGCAGCACCAGCAGCAUCCUAUGGGGAGCACAGGGGGGGUGGAGGAGGCGGAAGCAGAGGAGGAACUGCGGCUGGAGCAGAACGACGACACGAUAGCGCACCAACACCCUGUGGAGGCGUCCGUCUCCAUGAAGAUUCGUGGCAAGAACACGAACAUAUAUCUCGGCUGCGACAACUGCGAAGACGACGGUGUUGCGGUCACAUGCCGUGUGACACCGUCGAAAGCAUCACGGUUCGCACCCUCGCGUCUUCGGGACGUGUGGAAUUUGGUGUCGCCGAAAAGUCCCCCACGGCUCUACGAUGCUUACGGCAAGCCGGCAGCGAAGUUCAGUGAUGGCAUCGUGACUCCUGUGAAUGGUGCGAACGGGCGGGGCGUAUUGAGGAGUUCCUCCUUUAGUCUCUUUCAUCCGUCUGUCCCCACAGAGGCGAUGUACGUUUUGCGGCGGCAGAAGCAGGAGCAGACGGAGACAGAAAAGGAGGAGGAAAGCCAUCCACAACAAAGGUCCCAGCAGCGAAAUCCAUCGCCGCUGUCACCACGGCCCUUGCCGUCACCGCUACAACAACAACAACA
Trypanosoma grayi is the source of this 1247-nucleotide messenger RNA. RefSeq lists its product as hypothetical. The transcript has a single exon. Lineage: Eukaryota; Euglenozoa; Kinetoplastea; Trypanosomatida; Trypanosomatidae. The annotation marks the transcript as partial. The record is from RefSeq and is a predicted model, not a curated record.